GCGCUCGUGGGGUCGUGCCUCGAACAUUUCAUCCAGAACCGACCAUAUCAAGAUAAUUCAAACCAGUACCAGUAAAACGCACGGUUAUCCAAGAAAAUUCAUCGCUUCUCUGUGCCGUGGGUUAUCAAAGCGCUUAGUCACCGUUUUUACAGAGAGAAGUUUUGUAAAGUGUUCACAAUUAUUCAUUACCCUGACGGAAACUAAAUGUUUGUAUCGGUCUAAGUGAUUCUGAGCAGCUCAUCAUUAACUUAGCUCUUCAUUCUACGAAAUUCUAUCGAACUUGGUGUGGAAUUUCUUAACUUUAUCAUUUUCUUGAGAGCUCUGGGUGCUUGGAUAAAAAGGCACAUUCGCACCGCUACGAAUGGAAGCGAUAAGCCGACUUGGCUAUUGUACAUUUUCUCAUAUGAUUCAUCCGUCAAAGUGGUGUACAUUUCACUGACACAAGGUUGAAAGAAAAAUGAGUCACAAAAUGGUAAAUGGUGGAAUUUCAUCUGGUAAACACAGCUCCCCAAAGACUUCAAUAAAAAAUGGUGGCAUUAAUGCACCUAGAUCUGCCAAUCAGUUUCCUGCAAGGACAAACUUUUUACUUGAGCACCUUGCAUCAUUCACCUUGAAAACGGCCCAAGAAUCACAGAUUUCUGCUAAAGAGCGGCUUGUCCACACCAAGGAGUUAUUGGCCAAGGGCAAUCUAUGGACCAAAGAAAUGGAAAUGCGCCUGACUGACACAGACAUUGUGUUGCUUGAUGGAGAAACACAGAAUGUGAUUGAGGUCUACCCAUUGGCCAGUAUUGGUACGGUGCAGCACAUCAGUGAUGAUACUGACCUUAACAGCGUUCUUCUGUUCUCUACUCUGCAAACAGAUGAUAAAUAUGCUGCAACACACCUCUUCCAGUCUGACCGAGUCCCGGCAGCAGUAGUUGCUACUGAAAUAAUGAAAGCUUCAAGUAGCAAAGAGGCAAUGCCUAGCAGACCUGCUACUACAACAACCACCAAGAAUGUCAGCGCUUUGCCUCCGCCACCCUCUUACACAGCACCACAACCACCAAUUGACCGUGAACGCAUGGACCUGCACGAGCGUUCUCUGGUAGCACAGACAAUAGCAGCCUUCUCCGUUCACAGCCAAAGCAACAUCAAGAAGCCAUCUAGAGUUCCACGUGGCAGCAGUCAGGGCGAUGGAGAGCAGGAGGACUCUAACUCUCUGGAGGCUCUUGAAGCAAGAACUAAUAGAGAUGUGCAAAUACUUAACCACUGCAUUGAUGACAUUGAAAAUCUGGUCUGGAGGACCAAGCGCUCAGCGGAAGCCUGGAAAAAAUUACAGAAAAAGAAAGGAAAGGUUAAAGCUGACAGCCAAUUGGCCUUAGAGGCUAGACCGCCCCCAGAAGCGGAUUUUGUUGACGCAUUCCAAAAAUUCAAGCAUGCCUUCAAUCUUCUGGCACGACUCCGUCAACACAUCCACAAUCCCAACGCCUCUGAGCUAGUCCACUAUUUGUUUGUGCCAUUGUCGCUGCUCAUUAGAUGCACAAAUGGACCAGACAAGGCCAAGGCCGUGUUAUCACCUUUGCUUACCACCCAGGCCAUCGAGUUGCUGCAGAACUGCCUGUCAUCAAAAGAAUCCGAACUUUGGAAUGCACUCGGCCCACACUGGACAGAAACUAAGUCGAGCAAACGUUUUAAGGAUGUGUUUAUUCCCCCUUAUGCGCCUAUAUUCAAGGAUGGUUGGGUCCCACCGGAGUAUGUGGGUGGAAAGGAUGUGCCCGCGAACAUUAGUGCAGCAGUGGCUGCGAAUGCUGCAGCUGUCGCACAAAUGAAUGACACGAAAAGAGGUGACGACUCGGGACCUACAAGUCCUACCGUACUUGCUGCUGCUGCUAAGUUCAGAAGGCUGGCGAGUAUAAAGAACGAAAACGACAAAGAGACUACACCUAGCAGCACCCCUGGAAAGAGAGGGAUAUUCAGGCGGACCACUGUACUGUACGAUUUCCAAGCACGCAACUCACGAGAACUCUCUGUCAAACAAAACGAGGAGUUAGUGGUUUUGGACGAUUCCCGCCAGUGGUGGUGUGUACGGAACAGUGAAGGCGCUAUUGGGUUUAUACCAAACACUGUAGUUCAAGCGAACAACGAGCAGGGACUAAGUCAAAAGGAUAAAGCGUACCUCCCAGCUCCACCGUCCUCCCCUCCCCCUCCCAUACCAACAGCGACUGUCACCAUCACGUCCUCCUCUUCCAUGGAAAAGGUGUCGUCAGAGACUCGAAAGCUUCCUCGUGUAGAGCUUCGUCAUGUGGAGGUCCAUGAAAAACUUGUAGCACGACAAGAUGACACCCCGAUACCACCACCACCUCCUAUGAGUCCUCCCCCACCCACCCCCCCUCCGCCAGCGACUUCGCCUGUCACCAAGCUUCAAACAACAACCACCAAAACAGACGUGGAUGGUGUUAGCGAGUUCGAGAAGGCUAUCCUAACAGGAGGAAACCUGAAGAAAGUGGAUAAAGAAGCUGAGGCGAAGAGAAAAGAGGAGGCCCAGAAGAAGAGACUGAGUUCGGCAGAUAUGCUGAAUGAUGAGUUGAAGCGCCGAAUGACACAGGGUUCAGGGACUCUAACGCCCCGCCCGACUCACAAAGCCGUCAAAGCACCAGAAGUUACUUUGACGGCGGACUCUGGGCCGGAUGAGGUAGCCAAGUGGCUGAGGAGCAAGAACUUUAGCCAAGGGUGCAUGGCAGCGCUGCAGUGGAACUCUGCCAAGGAUCUAGACAAGAUGAGCAAAGAGGAUCUCAAACUAAAAUGUGGUGACUCGGAAGGUGCGCGAGUGUUCAGCCAAUUCGCAGUGCAGAAGGCAACAUGGCAGACGACAUGUAAGGGUGCUGAACUCCAGUUCAUAAUGCAGCGACGUAAACAUCUGGUCGAGGUAGAAACAAAGAAGGAAGAACCUUCAGAGGAAGGUAACCUGCGUAACCUUGUGGCCGAAGCACGAGCAGCAGCCGAGGAGCCAGCAGAGACACAAAGAACUAAAUCCGUCAGUAGACCCAAGCCUAUCAUGGCAGCUGCCCCGCAGGAGAGGGUGAGACCUCAAAGCAUGGUAGAUCAGCCUGUCAAAAAACCAAAAUCUCCUCCCCCGGGAAGGAAACAGUCCCGAGGAUUAUCGUUUGGCAGCGAGGAGAUCGUCCCCCCGCCGGAUUUCUCGGAUAACCCUGGAGAGAUGAGACAGGGAGCUGCUUUGUCUCCUGAUCAAGUGGAAGAAAUCCUCAAAGAACAGAAGAAACAACAGGAACUACUCAUGGAGCACAAAAAGCAGUUUGCAUUAUUGGAACAACUGCAGCGACAGAAACAGGAGCUGGAGGAUUACAAACGCGAGUUCCAGCAGCAGCUGCAACGACAGAAACAAACAGAACUCGAGGACAAGCAGAGUGAACUUGAGAAGAAGAUCAAAUCCCAAGAAAACGAGAUGCGAGAAAACCAGAUGCGUCUGGAACAGCAGAAGAUGUUUAUGAACGUGAUGCUACAGCAGCACCAUUAUCAGCAGCAUCCGCAGAUGACAGCCAUGCAGCCGCAGUACCAGCCCCUCCUCGUCCCGCCUCCGCCGCAGUUCCUCCCCAUGAGCCCGGCCAUGGCCCCCAUACCCACAAUGCAACCGGUCAUGGGUUACUCGCCCACGGUAGUGCCGACCAGCGGAGUCCCGCAAAUGGUACCGACUUAUGCUGUUUCAGGCAGUGUUAUGCAUCAGACUACAACAAUGUAACAAGGGAGGGGAGGGAUAGGUAGUGUUGUGCAUCAGACUAAAACUUUGUAACAAGGGAGGGGAGGGAUAGGCAGUGUUGUGCAUCAGACUAAAACAAUGUAACAAGGGAGGGGAGGGAUAGGCAGUGUUGUGCAUCAGACUAAAACAAUGUAACAAGGGGAGGGGAGGCGAGGGAUAAGUAGUGUUGUGCAUCAGUCUACAACAGACUACAAUAUUGAAGCCAGAUGUGUUGGAGUAGUGCGCUAGAUAUUAGGGUUGGGUGUUGUAACGUGGGUACCAUCAACAUUUUUAGAAUAUCUUUGUGUACCCGUGGUGCUGUGUUUUCCACACCGUGGACUUGAGUUUCUCGUGGUGUUGUUUGGUUUCUCGUGGAUGUUGUUUGGGUGCGUGUACCACGCAACGAAUUGAUAACAUUGGGCCAAUAUUUGUUUACAGUGUGGUACUUGGCUUGUUUAUUGCUGCGAUGAGUUAUAAUUUCGACGGUUUUCUUCUUGUGUAGAAAAGUAUGUGGGGAGGGGUAGUUUUUCACUAUGAUCAAUAUGAAUUUUCCCUCGAGAUUCGGGUUUGGAAGUGGUAGAUUCUGUGUUACGAGGCAUCGUAAAUAAGAGGAGGGGAGAAGUGUAUACCAGGCUGUAUGUUUCCGUAAUCGGUAAAUUUAAGCGUGAAUGCAAUUGCAUUUCCUAGGCGUCUAGGGGUGGAUUUUAAAGCAAGUACGUACUUUUUGAAGGACGAGGGCACAAAUUGCCUUAUGCUUACUCUAAAACGUGUACGGUUCAUUUGGAGAUGCAUUUACAUUCAUUAUGGAUAUAUUAUAUUUUUGGUUUAUUUGAAUCUGUAAAAUGAAUUAACAAAAGCAUAAUCAUCGUACAAAAAAGCAUGCCGUUAAAUUCCAUUGCAUUUGGAAACCAAGGGAUUAUUUUAUAACUUUUAUACAAAUCCCAAAUAUCCCUUGUUUUCUUACUGCAAUUAAAGUUACUAACUAAUUAAGUAUUUAACUAAGUAAUCGAAGUCAGUUUAGUCGUUAAGUUGAAAGGCCAGACCCUUAUUGUUAGGCCUAAUAGACACGAAGAGAGCAGAAUUUGAAUUAACAUCUAGUUGAGGUUUCACAGUAUUAGUAAAAUUGACUAAUAGGCCGCGCAAGCCUUUUUUGUUAACGCUCAAGAGUCAACAAGGAAGUUGACGUUUCUCAGUUGCUAGGUUACAAGGCCUCUUCGUGGUCACAGCCUUCCAAAUUGUUUCUAGAAGUGCAAGUUUCCUGUAGGGAAACGCGUUCUUUUUUUAACAAAAUUUAUGAUAGACUUUACACUUUCGGAUUGUAAAACAUGAUAAUUCCAUUAUUCUCCAAACCGUUAUGCAUUAAACAUUUACAGUA
Molecule: messenger RNA, 5108 nt
Organism: Nematostella vectensis (starlet sea anemone)
Lineage: Eukaryota; Metazoa; Cnidaria; Anthozoa; Actiniaria; Edwardsiidae
Product: epidermal growth factor receptor kinase substrate 8
Exons: 29
Coding region: 458-3736 (1092 amino acids)
Biological process (GO): regulation of Rho protein signal transduction; Rho protein signal transduction
Cellular component (GO): plasma membrane
Molecular function (GO): actin binding
Source: RefSeq, a predicted model, not a curated record